Messenger RNA from Sungouiella intermedia, 1011 nucleotides. The record is from the annotation of a GenBank genome assembly. NCBI's taxonomy places the organism in Eukaryota, Fungi, Ascomycota, Pichiomycetes, Serinales, Metschnikowiaceae.
AUGGCCACUAUAAAGGAGCUCAAGAACUCAUCGCUUGAUCGCGAACUCCAUUGGCUCCUCGAGCAUAUCGUGAAACCUGAACUUCCUCAGGUGAUUGAAGCUCUUCAAAUAUGUUCCAAUCUCAUACUAUACAACAGUCCUCAGCAUCCUGAUCCGGAAAAUCAUAUCGAAAGGGGCCCCAGUAUCACGCUCCCCGUUUCCUCAGGAAAGCUGGAAGCUCUCAAGGGCAUUGUCGUUCGAGACGGGGCGUAUAUCAAGAAAUUGUCUGUGGUUUUAAAAGACCGUAACUUUAAUAAGGUCAUCAAUCGUAUCUACCUUACGAAGCCUAUUUUGCUUCCCCAGAUAAUAACUGCCAAAAAGUCCAUUGAUGCUGCUAUCACAUUAAUGGUACAGGCUGACUCGUUGUUCGAUGGUGUACCUGCUGAUGGUAACAACUCGUCCACACAUCUUCAGCAUCAUGUGGAGCUCAUUUCCGUGUUCAACGAGUUGCUCCGUGAGCUUCUGACUGCCAAAAAUUGCCUACAGCUUCCCACAGAGCCUGAGUUAGUGUUCCCCAUGCAUGUAGUUGCAUCUCAGAAUUUUGACCCCCAACUACCUACUCUGCUAUCUCUAGAUGCCUACAUCAGUCAAGCCGAAAUCUGCCUCGAUUUGAAAGACCUCCAUCGGGUUACGGAAAAGCCAUGGUGUGAAAUAGAUGAGACUACAGGCAAGUCAUAUGUGGAUAAGAUUCGUGACAAUAUGUCCAACGGGAAAAAUGAAACUCCUGUUAUGGUGGAUACAGAGGAUAGUGGAGUGUUGGGAAAUGUUUUCAGCCACUUGCUGUUGCGCCACAAGUACGAACCCCAGGACUAUAUCACUCGCUGUGUGACCUACAAUAAUUCAGUAGUGAUGGUCAACAAGAAGAUCGAGGUGCUGAGCGCAGAUCCUAUUCUUGUGAGUGCAUUCACAAAAUUGGAUUCCGUGGAGUACCUUGUGAGCAGCUUCAUGGAGAAUAUAAAGAAGAUGCUGUAA